Messenger RNA from Pseudomyrmex gracilis, 5098 nucleotides. It is a transcript of the gene pasilla, whose product is annotated as RNA-binding protein Nova-1. Gene Ontology annotation, cellular component: nucleus; cytoplasm. Lineage: Eukaryota; Metazoa; Arthropoda; Insecta; Hymenoptera; Formicidae. Gene Ontology annotation, molecular function: mRNA binding. The transcript is spliced from 6 exons. Gene Ontology annotation, biological process: mRNA splicing, via spliceosome; regulation of alternative mRNA splicing, via spliceosome. The record is from RefSeq and is a predicted model, not a curated record. The coding region runs from base 1401 to 2738 and encodes 445 amino acids.
AGCCGUCAAACAAUGCAAGCGCGCACACCAAAAGGUUCUCCGUCGCGUUUCUCUAUUUCUCUCCCCGCCGCCCUCCCCCCGUCCCGUCGUCGUCGUCACUUACGUAAGCAGAUGCCCCGUUUCGCGAUUUCCGAAGGAAUCCGAAAGGUCCCGGAACUCGCGAGCACAUCUGCCCGCGGUUGGUCGACCCGAACUUUUCACACACACACACACACACACACACACACUACCGAACGAACGACGGCGCCCGAACGAAGACACCCGCGGUGCAUUCGGCUCGCUCCGCCACUGUUGAAACGGAACGUAAAAGAGACAGAGAACUGGUGCGACAAGAAAGAGAGAGAGAGAGAGAGAGAGAAACACAGAGAGUGCGCACGAGAAGUCUCUCGGAGAGAAAGAGAGAGACGAGGCGGCAGAGUCGAGCGCGACCGACGGGGAUAUCUCUCCCGCGCGCAGAUCGGACGGAGACGCGACGAGAGCCUGGAGAGGAGGUGUAAACGCGCGCGCGAGAGGGUACACCACCACCGUACGGACCGGAGUCUCUCGCUCGCGGAGAGUAUCACUCAAACCAGCUGGUUGGCAAGGGAGACUCCGCGCGAGCAGUCGCCAGUGAGACGCGGCACCCCGCGAGCAGCGCGUGUGUCAAAAUUUUUUACGCUCGCUCGCUCGCUCGCUCGCUCGUGUUUCGUCCGUCCGUCCGUCCGCGUUACGUACGCGCGUAAAAACUUCCUUAUUACACAGCAGCAGCAGCGCGCGCGGGAUUUUAUUUCUAUAUAUAAUAUAAUAAUUAUAUAUACGUGCGCGGCGUGAUAGGUUCCCUUCUCCCCCUCCCUCCCCCCUCCUCGCGUAUCCGCACAACAAGCGCAGUAACGUAACCAUUGCUCCUGACUUUUUACUCGUCGGAUUAUUGUUGUGCCGUCGGUGGUGGUGAACGCGUACGUCCGCGAGAGCGAAGAGAGUCUCUGUUUCUCCGCCGCGCGCGGCACCUUUCAUUCUCGGAACACACACGACACUUGCCGCCUAUCUUCGUGUGUGAAUCAAGCAUCGUCUGCUGUGCUUCCACCACAUCUCUUCGUUCCGUUCGUUCGUACGUUCGUACGUUCGUUCGUUCGUUCGUUCGUUCGUUCGUUUUUACGCACACACUUAUCCGCGCUCCGUUCUUCUCUUCUCUCUCUCCCUUCUCUUCCCUCUCUCUUUCCGCCUUUCUGGCCUUCCCCCCUCCCCGGGAGUCUCACAAGGAGAGUGUUGGGUAGGCAGUAAUAAUUUGUGUGUGUGUAUAUAUAUAUAUAUUAUCCUCGCGCCUAGCGCGUGUGUGUGUGUGUGUCGCGCGCGCGUGUGUGCGCUCUGUCUCUCUAUCUCCGUGUGUGCGGAGAGUACGUGCGCGCAACGAGCGAACCAAGAUGGCCGCCGAUUCAGGAAUGGAGACGUGUCCCUCCCCAGAGAUUGCGGACUCCAGAAAGCGGCCGCUCGACUGCGACGCGGAAAACGGGACGACCAAGAGAUCGCACUACGGAUCAGGAGGAGAUGGAACGUAUCACCUCAAAGUGUUGGUUCCCGGGGUGGCUGCUGGAGCCAUUAUUGGGAAAGGUGGCGACACAAUUGCUCAACUUCAAAAAGAUACAGGAGCACGGGUGAAAAUGUCUAAAUCGCAUGAUUUUUAUCCGGGAACUACUGAGAGAGUGUGUUUGAUUACUGGCAGCGUAGAUGCCAUUAUGGAAGUUAUGGAGUUUAUCAUGGAUAAAAUACGUGAAAAGCCAGAACUUUCUGUAAAAACUACAGUUGAUUUUGAUUCUGGCAAAGCUAUUGCGGAGAGAGACAAGCAGGUAAAAAUUUUAGUACCCAACAGCACUGCGGGGAUGAUAAUCGGGAAAGCGGGAAAUUAUAUCAAGCAGAUAAAAGAAGAAUCUGGCUCGUAUGUUCAAAUUAGUCAGAAAGCUAAAGACCUGUCUCUUCAAGAGCGGUGCAUAACGGUGAUCGGUGAAAAGGAAAACAAUCAGAGAGCGUUACAAAUGAUCCUGGCGAAAGUGGCAGAUGACCCGCAAAGCGGCACUUGUCUUAAUGUCAGUUACGCGGAUGUGAGCGGUCCAGUCGCAAAUUACAAUCCCACAGGCAGUCCGUACGCUCAGGCGCCGGCGAGUACACCUACAUACACAUCUACAGCUGGUCUCAAUACAGUGAGUAUCUUGAACGGUGCUGGUUUGAGUCUUAAUCUGAAUCUGGGCGCGGCUAUUACCGCGGGCACGGCGCCGGUGACGACGCAGCUGCUCGAGCACAUAAAGCUGAAUCUACGCACGUCGGGCUUCACCGAGCCCGCGGCUGCGGAGAUACUUACGGCAAUCGCGACUCUCGCCAAGUACAACAUCCUCGGGAUGGGUAUUGGGAUGCCGUCGAGUAUGAGCUAUCUGGGAAAUCCGAUGGACAGUACGACUACUGCGAACGGCUCGAACAACAACGGCGGUGUGUUCGGCCCGAUCGGGACCGUGCCCGCGCUCGGUUCAACCUCGCCAACGCCGCGCAACACCCUCGAUCGUUACGAGCCGUUCGAUCCGUUUCGUCAGAACAACACCGCCGCCAACGCGAUACAUCUGAACAACAAUUCGUUUGGCCUGGGCACUAACCAGUUAUCACUUGAUGCUAAAGUUCGCGACAACAUGCAAAAAGUUCGACCAGGUCAAGGGGAGAUCGAGAGGAAAAAUGUCAAAGUGAAAGAAAGGGAGCUUCGUCAGUGCGCGCAAUAACUCGCGCGACGAUUUAUACGAGAGAGAGAGAGAGAGAGAAAGUGCGUUGAUUAAAAUAAAUAUUUGUAAUUAUUUGUAUCGUAAUCAUGACCGCACAGAGAGCGAGAGAGAGAGAGAGAUCCGGACAAAUCCGAUUAAGAGCAAACAAGUCACAAAUGUGUAAAAUUCGUCGAAAAACGCGAAAUCUUCUUGCAAUUCCCGUGAGAAUUGUUAAUAAUAUUAUAUCGAAGAAGAGAGAAAGAAACGGUUUUUUUUUUACACUACACAUAGAGGCCAUAGAACGCGAUCCAGAGAGAGAGAGAGCCAGUUUAACAUAAUAAGUAAUUUUCUUUCUAGUAUGUACGCGUUGAUUUUAAACAAUUAAACCGGGUAUCAAAUGAUUCACGUCCGGGUAAGAUUUACAAAACAGGUAAGGUAGUACAAGUUUGUUACUUCAAAGCAUCGUUUUGCGUUUUUAUAUUCCUCUCUCGUUAAAAUGUAGACGAAAAUAUAAGAAUGAUGCUUUGAAAUUCACAUUCAGUAGAACACUUUAGACUUUACCUUCCGAUGUUAUCUCCGGGAGAGACGGUUCGCUGAAAGCGUUACCCGAGAACGGCGGUGGUGAUAUUACUCAGAAUAUUCGCGCGGUUUAUUUCAAGUUGAACUUGAAAUAAAAACAAACGUGCUCUGAAUUUAUUUUGUAGAUUCAGAAAAAUGCCGGAUAGAUUUUGAGGUGCGCGUCGUCAUCUCGAGAAAAUUUAACAAUUGUGUUUAUAUUGACUAAACACUUUUCGUUUUCUCUCACCUCUCACUUUCGUUUUAUUUUUUUUAUUAAAGUAUCUUAAACAUCCGCGAAACGCGCGCGAAUGAAACACGUGGUUCCAUCCGUCAUUCGAGGUAACACUUUCAGUUGAACUUUUCCAACGUCGUUCAACAACAGCGUGUGCGUGUGUGUACACACUAAUACUGGAGUACAUUAAUGGUUUUUCGCACAUUUGUAAUAUUGUAAGACAAACAAAUUCACUACGACUAUUUUUCUUUUUUGGUUAAAUUAAUUAAUUAAUUAAUUACGUGAGCUAAAAACUACAUUCUUUUAUCGAGUACACGUAAAGAAACGUGAUCGAGGCGAAACUGAAACGAAACCGUUAAUGAACUGUAGUACAGUAUGCUUUGUUGCACACUAGUGUGUACACAUAUAUCAGUCGACGAUUAAAUUUAAAAAAAAGCGUCCAAUCCUUGCGUGCGUGUAUAAAAAACAACAAUUUUGUUACGAACGCUAGAUCGAACGAUUGAUACGUGUCGCGGUAUAUAUUGAAUUAUACCAGCAAGGGGUUUUUUGGUUUUUUUUUUUUUUUUUUUUUUUUACUGGUAACGAGAGUUUAUUGCGUUUUACGAUGUGCAACAAUAUAUUCGCACAGGAACCGUUUAAUCCUUUCCGUAUUGACAAUCUCGAAACAAUGAUCACUGAUGCGCGAAUUCUCUCUUGAAUUCUUUUUUCAGAAGAGAUAUAAAAAAAAAACGUUAGAGAACACACGACUCGGUAGAGAAAAAAACAAGUUUUGGCUGAUUUUAUAUUUCUGACACAUUGACACUCGGUCGGGAGUGAAAGGUAUGAUUUUUCAAAGGUGGUGUUUUUACACCGAGAACGGAAGGGAGUAAACACGUUCUUUUGUCUUUUAUUUUAUUUUUUUAUUUUUUACUUUUUUUUUUAGAAUAACGGAUGACGCGCAGUCGCGUCUGCACACACAAGGUGGCAAAGCAGUAUUGGUCGGCCAGUUAGCGUUACCUACGAGUUGUUUAAUAGGAGAACGUUACGUUAUAAAUGUUUACACUAGACCGGCAGUCAUCACCUUUGUUAAGAAAGUCUUUUAUUUUUGCAGAAAAUAUUUUGUUUUAUUUAAGGAUAUAUAUAUAUACACACACACAUAUAUAUAUAUAUAUAUAUAUAAAGUUUAAGAAUAUAUUUUCUCGUUUGUCAGCCCGAGCUGGCAGCAAGGAAACGACGUCGCGUCGUUCGGAUAGGUGUAACAUGGAAUACAGUUUAGAGACAUAGAAAGAUAUGAGAGAGUUAGUUUCUUAAAACACAAUCUCUUUGCGAAAAGUUGUAAAUUUUUCAAACACUUCAAACGAUAAGUAAAUCAAUGUCCGAGACAAAAAAGAAAAAGAGAGAAAGAGAAGAAAAAUUAACUACGUGCGUAUCCGUAUACGCGACACACAUACGAAAAUAAGUUAAGAGAAAAAUCCAGAGAUAUAUAUAUAUAUAUAUACGUAUAUAUAUAAACACAUUUAUAUAUAUAUAUAUAUAAAUUAUUAACUCUCGCGCGCAACGUGGAAGAGGAGAAGGAGGAGGAGAUGUAUAGCGUGUAGUGAUCAGGGAAAUG